CUACCAUGGAAGAGCUCCACGAUCUAUCAAGGUGACUUGCGACAAGUAAGAAACAAUCACUUGGUGGCCGUGCACACUUAUGUCAAUUCAGGAGAUGUCACUUCUAAUGGUACCCAAGGCUCUAGCCCAAGCCCUUCCGGUAAGGUGAUACUUCAGAAGUUUAUGAUGAUGAUAACACGAAAAAUCGUGAAAUUGCGUAUGACCGAACUCUAGCGUGGAGAACUGAGGGCACGUAUAAAUGCUAGAUAUGGACACAUACUCUAUGGCUAGUGCAUAGCGAGUCAUUCUCGCCGAGAUUUGAGGCUUUUGUACGCAGAUCACGUGAGAUUUAACCUGUACCAUCCCUAACAUAGAGUGUCUACACCUGGAAACCCCCACUAAUCAUUCUGAGAUAUUUACUAUUAUGGUAGUGCAUCAGAAUGAUUCAUACAUGGCUGCUGCACAUAAUUGGCGAAACGAAGCGAGCCCUCCUAGUCGCCUGUAUGUGGAAUUUAUACAUGUAACAAAUCACACUGACACACGGUCUAGUGCGCCGAGGGUUUGCACUUUAGUGCUUCUAAUACUAGUAUAUACGUAAUUGUUAUGCUAUGUACACAUUCAAGGUUCAUCUGCUCUACUACAAGCCAGUAGAAAUGGUGAUCUUAGUCAAGUGAAGUACCUGGUUGAGGAAAGACAUGUUGAUCCACAUUCUUGUGAAGAUGAAGCGAAACAAUCUCCCCUUCACUUUGCUUCUGCACUUGGUCAUUUAGACAUUGUAAGGUAUUUAGUGGAAGAAAGAAACUGCCACACAGAGUGUAGGACUAAGUAUGGGAGCACUCCUCUUCAUCUUGCUGCAGUGGGAGGUAGGUUAGAUACAGUGAAGUACCUGAUCAAUGAAAGAGGAUGUGACCCAAUGUGUAGAGGUGAGAAUGGUUGGACUCCUCUUCACUAUGCAUGUGAGGGUGGCAGACUGGACACAGUGAAAUAUUUGAUAGAGGAGAAGAACAUCGAUUCCUUGUGUCAAGGUGGGAAUGGUGUUACUCCACUUCAUUUAGCAGCUUUGAAUGCACCACCUGAGGUUGUGAAGUACCUUAUUGAAGAACGACGUUGUGAUCAUAGUGUUACAAGUACGUUAGGAAGCCUUCCAAUUCAUCUUGCUGCACAGGGAGGUAGAUUAGAUACAGUGAAGUAUCUGAUCAAUGAAAGAGGCUGUGACCCAAUAUCUAGAGAUGAGAAUGGUUUGACUCCUCUUCACUAUGCAUGUGCGGGUGGCAGACUGGACAUGGUGAAAUAUUUGAUAGAAGAGAAGAACGUCGACUCCUCGUGUCAGACUAAGGGUGGCACUCUUCCACUCCACAUUGCUUCCAGUCAUGGUCACCUGCCAGUAGUGAAGUUACUUGUUGAAGAUUACCAUUGCAAUCCUGGCGUCAUGGACAAGAUUGGGAUGACUCCAGGACAUUGGGCUCAGAGAAAGGACCAUGUCGAGAUAUCUUCAUAUUUGUCAUCCAUGGAGAAGGCCAUCCCUAGUGAAGAUGGUCCCUCCUAUAUUCCAGAGGACACAUCAUUACUCAGGGAGUCAGAGGACGCCAGCCAUGAAGAAGUUGAAGAAUCGUUUUCAAAAUAUCUCGAGGAGGCAAUGAAGAAAGGCUAUGUGGUAGUGAAGCUGGUGAAGGUGAUAGUAGUGGGUCCUGCAGGUGUUGGUAAAACCUGCCUCAUCUACCUCCUCCUUGGUAAAGACCCACCAGACAAGAGACACAGCACCGGCUGUGCUGAACGAUCAAUACGAGUGAUACGCAUAGGCAAAGAAGGAGAGGAGUGGAGUGAAAUAUCCACUGAAGAGUUCAUGAAGAUGAUUGCAGAAGCAGUUCCUAUUCUCUAUAGUGAGCUUACGGCCAAAACAGAACACCCAGAAGAAGAAGAUAAGAUGGAAGAAGAGGUGAGUGGUGGAGGGAUUGAAGUAGCUAUGGAGAGUGAACCGGUUGAAGAACAUGAACAUGAGAUAGAGGGAAUGGUCGGAGGCAGAGUGAGUUUGACAACUUUGCUCAACAUAGUACUGAUCAGGGUAUGGCUGAAGACGAGUGUGGUAGUAGUGCAAAGAGUAGAAGAGAAGUCAUUGAUGAUGUGAUUCAGAGACUUACAAAGCUAGUGGGCAGUGGCAAGACAUCACGUCGUCUACUCGACAUGGAGAUGAUCUACCUAACAGACUGUGGAGGCCAGCAAGCCUACUGGGAUCUUGCUCCAAUCUUCAUGCGUGACACCUCGGCCACACUCUUUGUCCACCGACUGUGUGAGAAACUUGAUGAAUAUCCUCUCAAUGAUCUGUACCAGAGUGGGAAGAGAGUUGGCGAUGAACAGAGAGCUAGACUCACCACUGCACAGGCCUUCAAGACAAUGCUUCAAGGACUAGACAAAGAGGAAAAUCGUUCAAAGAUAAUUGUUGUUGGAACUCACAAGGACUUACUUCAUGA
This is a messenger RNA of Geodia barretti, 2447 nucleotides long. The record is from the annotation of a GenBank genome assembly. NCBI's taxonomy places the organism in Eukaryota, Metazoa, Porifera, Demospongiae, Tetractinellida, Geodiidae.